This is a messenger RNA of Hemiscyllium ocellatum (epaulette shark), 2154 nucleotides long. Its product is annotated as sodium- and chloride-dependent neutral and basic amino acid transporter B(0+)-like. Gene Ontology annotation, cellular component: membrane. The record is from RefSeq and is a predicted model, not a curated record. The transcript is spliced from 15 exons. Lineage: Eukaryota; Metazoa; Chordata; Chondrichthyes; Orectolobiformes; Hemiscylliidae. Gene Ontology annotation, molecular function: L-proline transmembrane transporter activity. Gene Ontology annotation, biological process: sodium ion transmembrane transport. Bases 1 to 2154 code for a protein of 717 amino acids.
AUGACUUGGGUACAAGCACUGCCCCUGGCUCUUAUGUCCAUGCGCCAGGAGAAGUGCGGAGACACCUUCCUUUCCCCUCAUGAGAUUCUAACCGGUAGACCCAUGCCCGGACCUCGCUUAUCACCCCGGUGGGAGGACACCUGGGACUUCAUGAACCAGGGCAUGACCCAGUACAUGCAGGUCUUGCACGAGAUGGUUAAGCUAGUCAGGCAACAGGUGAUCGAUGCUCGGGAAAAGGAGACUGGUUCAAUGGCACCGCUCUCGAUGGGGGAGGAAGUUUACCUCCGGCACCCAGGCAGGACAUCCUGGAGUGAGCAGAGGUGGUGUCAGCAGCUUGAGGAGAUUCCCCUAAAGGUGUUCACGACAUCAUUCCCGGCAAGUGGGUCUACGUUAAGAAAAUACACAAAGAACCGUUGGGUGCCAAGUGGGAAGAAUGCUGCCAAUCCAGCAGUGAACAGAAAUGAUGAAAAUGUGAAGAGAGGUAACUGGUCCUCGAAGACUGACUACUUGCUCUCGAUGAUUGGCUGUGCUGUGGGUCUAGGCAAUGUCUGGAGAUUCCCUUUCCUGGCUUACAAAAAUGGAGGAGGUGUAUUUCUUAUUCCCUACUCAAUCAUGCUGGGUCUUGUUGGGAUACCAAUAUUUUUCUUGGAAUCUUCCUUUGGACAGUUUGCCAGCCUCGGGCCUGUUGCAGUGUGGAAAUCUGUACCAAUGUUACAAGGUGUUGGAGUCACCAUGGUCCUUCUGAUCAUAAUUGCCAACAUUUCCUAUGCCUGCAUUAUUGGUUACAGUCUGUACUACCUGUUUGCUUCCUUCCAAUCACCCCUACCAUGGGCAGACUGCUUCAGUUGGUGGGGAGCAGAUGAAACAUGCAGCAGGACUCCCAAAGAUCCAUUUUGCAAUCUUACUCUGGACGAUGGAUAUUUUGAAGUCAUUAAUACAACAUGGCUGCAGACGUAUAAUAACACUUGCCUAAUUGGAUCAGAAAUCUCCAUUCCUCACCAGGGUCCGAGUGAGCAAUACUGGGAUCAAGCAGUUUUACACCGUACAAGUUCAUUGGAUGAGACUGGGGAGAUAGUCUGGCAUUUAGCCCUCUGUCUGCUUCUAACCUGGCUGAUGGUUGGGGCAGCAUUUUUGAAAGGAAUCAAAUCUUCAGGAAAGGUUGUUUAUUUCACUGCAAUUAUCCCGUAUGUGGUUGUGACGAUACUCCUGAUCCGAGGGGUUACCCUGGAGGGAGCCUCUAAAGGAAUUGAAUUCUACAUCGGAAGCCAGUCAGACUUCUCCAAACUGGCUGAUGCUCAGGUCUGGAAAGAUGCUGCAACACAAAUUUUCUACUCGACAUCAGUGGGUUGGGGCAGUUUAAUCACAUUGUCAUCCUACAACAAAUUCCACAACAACUGUUACCAAGAUACCAUCAUUGUCUGUGUUGUUAAUUGUGCUACGAGUGUGUUUGCGGGAUUUAUCAUCUUCUCCACUCUUGGACACAUGGCUCAUGUGCAAAACAAGCCCGUUUCAGAGGUUGCACGGUCAGGGUUUGGUUUGGCCUUUAUUGCCUACCCAGAGGCCCUUGCACAGUUGCCAUGGGCAACUUUAUGGUCCAUUUUAUUUUUCUUCAUGCUGCUCACUUUGGGACUUGACACACUGUUUGCAAGUUUUGAAACAGUAAUAACAAGCCUGCUGGACCAGUUUCCUGAGUUCCUUAGGCCAAAGCGUCUUUAUCUGACAGCUGGUCUUUGUUUGUUAUUUUAUUUCCUUGGCCUUCUGUUUGUAACACAGGUUGGGAUUUAUUGGUUACAUUUAAUGGAUUAUUUCUGUACUGGAUGGAUUCUCAUUGUAGUUGCUCUGUUGGAACUCAUUGGUCUCAGCUGGAUCAAUGGGAUAAACAGAUUCAUCAAGGACAUUGAGAUGAUGAUUGGGAAAAGGAAUUGGCUUUUCUGGCUCUGGUGGAGAGCUUGUUGGAUUCUGAUCUCUCCGUGCAUUUUAACCGCAAUCUUAGUCUGGUCCUUAACAACAUUUGCCCCUCCAACAUAUGGACCAGUUGAAUACUCUGUCUGGUCAAUAGCGCUGGGCUGGUGUAUGAUCAUCUUCUGUAUUAUGUGGGUACCCAUAAUAGCCGUGGUGAGAGUUGUCCAAGCUGAGGGGAAGAUUCCCAAGUAA